AGGGACCGGAUUUCGUCCCGUUACUGUACGGACACGGAUUUCAAUCCGUGAUGUACUGUAACCGUUGGAUGGGUAGUUAAUUUGAUCCAACGGUUGGGGUUCAUGUAGGGGUUCAUGUAGGGGUAAUUAGGUAUCAAAAAAUGGCUACCGGUUACUUUUUUUGAAAUUUAAAUUUAUUAAAAAUGGAAAAGUGAAAAGUGACAUCUAUCCAUCAAUCAAGUCUAAUCAACCGUCGUACUCCUCCACUCCUCCACUUCUUCACUUCCAUUUUCUUUCAUUGUUCUAUUUAUCAUUCGUUUUUCCAUUUUCGUCUCUGCUAGGGCAAAGUUCUUCCUCUUCCAUUUUCUUUUCAUUUUCCAUUUUGUUUUUCCAUUUUCUAUUUUCGUUUGAGGUAGUAAAAACCAUAUUGUACAUUGUGGUGACUGUGGUGUACAUUACUCGAAGUGCCAUUGUUGGAGUUGUUAGAGGGGGGUGUCGACGGUGAGUUAUACAUUACUCUGUUCUACUUUACAUACAUUUUCUUAUUGACAGAAAAAAAAAAUAUAUUUUUGAAGGGAAUGUGGUGUUUUUCCAUUUUCGUGUACUUAAUAGUUUCAUUUUGUCUCAGGUGUGGAGGUUGAGGUGGUGAAGGGAGUUUGCAUAUCUUUGUCGAGGUUUAUAAAAUGGUAUUUAAACGGAAGAGGGGGGCUGCUGCAGACAAAAAGGAUGCAGCAGAGAUAAAGAAGAAGGAUCCGAAGGAAGCUUGGCCGAAGUACUACCAAGCCAAUUUCUAUGCUUAUGCUGAUGCACACAAAGAGAAACCUAAAGCAGAUGUGCUUCGUAGUUUUAAGGAGCAAUUCAAGCUUCUUACCGAUGAAGAGAUUGAGAAUUGGGCUGCAUACGAAGUCGAGGCUUCCCCCUCCAAGGUUGGUGGUAGAGGGAAAGGGAAGAAGGUGAAGGAGACAUUAUCUGCUGAGCCAGGGAUUGACAACAACGAAGGUGUGGGGGACGUUCAAGUUUCUGGUCGUUGCUCAUUCGAGCGUUUGGGGAGAAUAGUCCCACUGCUGAACGAGGCUCAAAAGGAAAUGGUGAGAAAUGCCGGUUUCUCAACAUUUUUAAGGGAGGAUGCCCCGUACAUAGACGCUAAGAUAGUUAGUUGGCUGAUCGAUCACGUGGAUCCAACCACUUCUCGGCUGGAGAUAUUUGGAAGAACAAUCCAACUAUCCGCCAAGCUGUUUGAGGAUGUCAUGGGAAUCCGGGAUGGCGGAGAACCCGUGGCAACCGAAAGUGAGCGUGACCUGGUUGAGUUUGACGUCCUCUUCAAGGCCAAGGACUAUAGGUAUUCCCUGACUUUGCUGGAGAAUGAGCUCAGGGAAACCAGCGACAGUGACUACCUGUUUCUCAUUAAGUUUCUCCUUGUCUGUAUUGGAACUGUGUUGCUGCCGAAGAAUGGUACCGAGGUCAGCACUAGCUACAUGCAUUCUUUAGUUGACAUAAGGUCAAUUAAGAAGAAGAAUUGGGCGACUGCCGGAUAUCGAUAUCUAAUGAGCUCUCUACACCGGUACAAGACGAAGAACACCAAAAAUGUCUCCGGUUGCACGAUAUUUUUACAGCUUGUAUAUUUGACGCACGUAGACUGGACUGCUACUCACGUGGACCGAACUGUGGCUCCAAUUGACUUUUGGACCACAAAACACUGCAAGUCAGUGUACAAGUGGAUUCGAGACCAGGGUGGUCACACAAGUGGAAAGGUGAAGUUGACUAACACGUAUGUGUUACUGCCAAGUUUUGAAUCCGCUGCAGUUGGGCAACCCACAAAUGACGCAAUAUACAAAGCUGUGUGUGAGUUGAAAGAUGAGGUCUUCCGGCUUGAUUUGAAGGUGAGCAGCGCAAAAGAGCUGUUACUGAAGGUACUCUCCACUUACCUUGGGAAGGGGACUAUGAAAGAAGUGUUGGAGAUACCUGAGACGAGCAAAGUUCAGCGCUCGCUUUCGUUCAACGGGGAGACCGAGAAGAAGGAUGACGUCGGUGUCGAGGAAAAGGAUGGUGAAGGGACGAAGGAUGACGUGGUUGUCGAGGAAAAGGAUGGUGAAGGGACGAAGGAUCAAUUGGAAGAGGAUGUUGAUGAUGUAGAGAGUGUCCCUUCACUUAAUCUAUCAGAAGAGAAGGUCGUUGUUCCAACUAAGGUGGUUGUUUCUGAUGAUUCGUUUGAGGUUAUGAACUUUUGGGGAGAAGAUCUCCCCGCUAUUGUAAAAGAGGAAGUUGAGCAGGCAGUGAAGGAUGAUUUUGAUGAUGCUGCGUUCGAAAGAUUCAAAGAAUCUGGAGGGAAGGUGAUUGGUCCGUUCACUGUGAAGAAGGGUUACUCAAAUCAACAGUACGAGUUGUUCCGUUACAUUUUCUCUAGCGCCAAUGAUCCGAGUGAAGUGUUAGCCCAUUUUGGGAAGGUUGAGGUCGAGCGGAUGUAUUUCAAAUGCAUGAAACCGGAGACCGAUAUAUCACACAGUCUCAUUGAUUGCUUUGCUCAAAUCAUGAAUUUUCGAGAGAAGAAGCGCAACGGCAUUGGAAGUAAGAGAACUUGGUUUAUGCCCACCAGAAUUUCGAGCAAGUUACUUGGAAGAUCGAUGACUGUGGAGAGGAUGGCGAAGCAGCAAGAGUGGUCCACUCUUUAUUACGAUGCAGAUUUGAGUUUAUGUCACACUAUGGUGGUACCCCUACUGGAUACCGAGAGUGCUCCGCACUGGUUUGCGGCGAAUGUGAGCAUGGUUAAUACAACAGUGGAAAUUAGGGACUCGUUGUCUUCUGCAAUGCAUAAGAGGUCACGUCGGAGCACCUGCGUAGAGAUGCUCCAGACUUUGGACCAAUUGUUUGCCCCUGUCAAGCCAGGAGACCUGAAUUUCAGCGAGUUUGUAAUUAUUUCUUCAAGCAAGGACUACCCACAACAACAAAAUGGCCACGAUUGUGGAAUGUUUGUAAUGAAGUACAUGGAAUCACUGUUCGAGGAAAAUGAAAUAUUGGAAGAGUUUGAUCCUAUUGAAGCGAGACUGGAUUGUGUUGGGAAAAUUGUCACCCACGAGAGUAACAAGGCUAAACAUGCUGUGAUGGAGGGAGUUAAGAAGCAAUUUGGAUUGAGCAAAACCAAAGUUCUUCCAUCAACAUCUACAACUAUAGCAUUACGUAGUCCAUCAAGGUCUCCUCGAGACCCCGAUUCCCGGCUUGUGCGAAGGCCAGGUCCGAAAACAUGUGGACUGGCAAGAGCAAGUCCCCGAAAACACGUCAUUCUAAAAGGCUGGCCAUAAGUAACAAGUAGUAUAUUACAAUGGUUAGAAAAGUUACUUUAUUUAUAUAUUUACUAUGUUCAGUACAAUGGUUACAAAAGUUAGGUUUUAGGUCGUAAAUUAUAUUUAGUCAGUCAUGUUAUAUACUUGCAUCAUACUACUGUUAGGUGAUUUGGAAUUGCACUAAUAUUGGUGAUUUUAUAAUUUACUAUAGGGUAAGACUUGUGGUAGUUUUUAGAAUUUGGUGGAACUGAUUAUUAUUAUUGUAUGGUCAUUAUUACUAUUAUUGUGAAUAUUAUUUAGGUUGUUAUACUUUGCCAUUACUAUUAGGUUUUGGAUUUUUUUUUA
Messenger RNA from Cannabis sativa, 3602 nucleotides. RefSeq lists its product as uncharacterized. Lineage: Eukaryota; Viridiplantae; Streptophyta; Magnoliopsida; Rosales; Cannabaceae. Bases 663 to 3275 code for a protein of 870 amino acids. The record is from RefSeq and is a predicted model, not a curated record. Gene Ontology annotation, molecular function: cysteine-type peptidase activity. Gene Ontology annotation, biological process: proteolysis. The transcript is spliced from 12 exons.